AUGUCUGCACAACCUGUGAUCCUCAUUCUUGGCUCCGGGCCCAGAGUCGGUGCUGCGGUAGCUAAACAGUUUGCCAGCACCGGCUACUCUGUAGCUGUCGCUUCCAGGAGUGCCUCAGGCGGCAAAACUGCAGAGGGCUAUCUAUCUAUCAAGGCAGACCUCUCCAACCCUUCCUCAAUCUCGGCAGUCUUUGAUGCAGUCAAAGCCGAGUUUCAGAGCCCGCCUAGCGUCGUGGUGUACAACGCUGCGGCCCUGACGCCACCCACAGACGACACCCUCUUCUCCAUCCCAGCAGAGAGUAUUGCCGCUGAUCUCAACGUCAACACUGUGUCUGCCUAUGCAGCCGCUCAAGAGGCUGUGAAGGGAUGGGUGGAUCUUCCAGAGGAUACGAAGAAGCUAUUUAUCUUUACGGGCAACAUGCAGAACGUGGUCGUCGUUCCGAUGCCUCUGAUGCUGAAUUUGGGGAUUGGUAAAUCCGCCUCUGCAUAUUGGGUUGCCACGGCAGAUACGCUGUAUUCUGGGCAUGGUUACCGCUUCAUCUAUGCUGAUGAGCGCAAUGCCGAUGGUAGCAUGAAGGGUAUGAGCCUUGACGGCGAGGCACACGCGCGAUUCUUCGCCGAUCUCGCUAACGGAGACGAAGAAGUGCCGUGGCAUGCAACUUUUGUUAAAGGAAAAGGCUAUGUUAAGUUCUAA
Molecule: messenger RNA, 693 nt
Organism: Penicillium expansum
Lineage: Eukaryota; Fungi; Ascomycota; Eurotiomycetes; Eurotiales; Aspergillaceae
Product: Short-chain dehydrogenase/reductase SDR
Exons: 2
Coding region: 1-693 (230 amino acids)
Source: RefSeq, a predicted model, not a curated record